Capsaspora owczarzaki ATCC 30864 is the source of this 408-nucleotide messenger RNA. RefSeq lists its product as hypothetical. The coding region runs from base 1 to 408 and encodes 135 amino acids. The transcript has a single exon. NCBI's taxonomy places the organism in Eukaryota, Filasterea, Ministeriida, Capsasporidae. The record is from RefSeq and is a predicted model, not a curated record.
AUGAAUUUGUCAGAUGAAGCGAUUUUAGGCAAGAUUAUGGACAUGGACAAGUCGAGAAGUGUACUUAGACGCAAGCUACAAGAGGUGAAAGACAAGUACGCAUUCGAGAAAAAGGAACUUGAAUUAACAGAACCAACGGUUAAACUAUUAAAUGAUCUGAAUGAAAAGGCAAUGGCGCAGCUACACGCAAGCGAUGAAUCAUCUGAAGUGGUCGCUGAAAGAUUCAAAGAAGAACACAAGGAAGAAUUCGAUAAGAUCCAUGAAGAUACAGCAGCACUUGAUAAGCUCAAUGCAAUCGACUAUGCAAUGUACCAAGAAAUUCACGCUAUUAUCAAGGAAGAAGAAAAAGCCAAGAGACUUGAUAUGUUCAAGAGAUUUGGAAUAUUGGAGCAAACAAUUACUGAUUAG